Molecule: messenger RNA, 675 nt
Organism: Contarinia nasturtii (swede midge)
Lineage: Eukaryota; Metazoa; Arthropoda; Insecta; Diptera; Cecidomyiidae
Exons: 4
Coding region: 1-675 (224 amino acids)
Biological process (GO): sodium ion transport
Cellular component (GO): membrane
Molecular function (GO): sodium channel activity
Source: RefSeq, a predicted model, not a curated record
AUGUAUUUAAAAAACAUUGAAAGUCCGGUCAUUUUAAGCUUCAGUCAUACACCAAUGUCGAUCGCUAAAACUUCAGCAAGGAAACUCAAUUACACAGAUAUCUAUCGUUCUAUAUUUAAAUUAGACGGAAAUGAAUCCAGACUAGUCACGGAUGAUGAAUUAAAACUCAUGAAAGUAGCCAGUUUAGUAUGUGUAGAGAACUUUUCCGAGGAUAUUUUCAAAUUAUUCCCCAAUGACAACUAUGCCGAUAAAUCGAUAAUAAGUACGAUUCACGAUAUGGCGCCCACAUAUUCCGAUACAAUGAUCAAUUGUAAUGUGUUUAAUAAUAUGGCACAGUGUCAUGAUUAUUUUUUUCCAAGCAUAACUGAUGAUGGCCUUUGCUACACUUUCAAUAUGUUCAACACGAAAGAUUUUGUGACUGAUAACUUAUCAUCGGAUUUAUUGGAUGUGCUCUACAAUAUAUCGCCAAUGGCCAAUUGGAAAAUGGAAAGUGGUUACGAUGAAUCACACGUUAAGCCAUAUCCAAUGCGAGUAUUUGGCACUGGCAAACAAUUUUGCGUUGGUGUUUUACUCCGAAUUUUUAAUAGUGAUUCGGAUCCACUGGCGGUGGUAAAAAAAAUUGCAAAUUAUGCCCAAACUGUCACACUGCUAGCGCCUCGAUGGAAUUCAGUGUAA